CCUGGCACCUGCCCGCCUCUCCCCGACGGCCGCACUGCUCCGCUUCCGCCCUCCACCCAUCGCCCGCCGCCCACCCUACCCUCCCCUACCCGGCUCCCCUCGCAGGGCGCCGCCUUGCCGCCCCUUCGCGCAGCGCGCCUGCGCCUUGCGCGGCCGGCGGCUCCACCCGCCGCGCGGCUGUGGCCUGCGGCUUGCCGGCCGCGUCUAGUCUGUUCGCUCGGUCCAGCCUGCGCCUUGCUGCGGCCGCCCGUCACCUUCCGCCGUCGUCGCCCACUGCAGCCCUCCACCCGUCGCCACUGGGCCAAAGUGUAUCUCCACGGUGCACACUUUUGUGUCUUGACCAAGUGAUGUAGAAAGCGAUUUUUCUUCAGGGAAUUUGCUAAUCUCAGACAGGUUUGGAUAUUCCAAUAAAAUGUUAAACUUUUGUGAUAUCCUUCUCCGCUUAGCUGCAUCACAAGGAGAAUGGAAAGAAAAGCAGGCGGUGACGGCAAAGAAGCCAUAAAUGAGCAAGUAAUCGCCAACACCUAUGCCAGCAUGCGCACGGAAAUGAACCAGCUCUACACCAAGAUCACGGAGCUGGAGAUGGAGGUCAGCGAGCACUCCCUCGUGAUUGGCGCGAUCGAGCCGCUGGACCCCUCGAGGCGCUGCUACAGGAUGAUCGGCGGCGUCCUGGUGGAGAGGACCAUCAAGGAGGCCCUGCCCGCGGUGAAGCGCAACAAGGAGGGCCUCGAGGAGGUGAUCGCCCGCAUGCGCGAGGCGCUGGAGAGGAAGAAGAAGGAGAUCACCGAGUUCGAGCUUAAGUACAAGAUCAGGAUUCAUAAGGCUGGCAACGAUGCCGAGGAAGCCGGGAGGAAGGAAGGCACCGCGCAGGGAGUUCUUGUUGGUCCCGCUGGGCGGUAAAACCGAGCUGUAGAGACCUGCAUGCUACGAGUUACUUUGCGGUGCCCAGAUCGCUUCUUUGCUAGAUGUGGAAUGAUCUCUCUGUGUGUUUUAGGGGUGAUGUGCUUAUGUAGAACCGACGAUUUUGUGUAGAACCCGAUAUUAUGCUUAGAUGAGAACCUCAUUGGGAGCUGAAUAGUUGGCGGGCAAGUUGUGUCA
Molecule: messenger RNA, 1098 nt
Organism: Panicum hallii
Lineage: Eukaryota; Viridiplantae; Streptophyta; Magnoliopsida; Poales; Poaceae
Product: probable prefoldin subunit 2
Exons: 3
Coding region: 463-900 (145 amino acids)
Biological process (GO): protein folding
Cellular component (GO): prefoldin complex; cytoplasm
Molecular function (GO): protein folding chaperone
Source: RefSeq, a predicted model, not a curated record